Messenger RNA from Gossypium raimondii (Peruvian cotton), 1080 nucleotides. Its product is annotated as phenolic glucoside malonyltransferase 1-like. The record is from RefSeq and is a predicted model, not a curated record. The coding region runs from base 1 to 1080 and encodes 359 amino acids. The transcript is spliced from 2 exons. Lineage: Eukaryota; Viridiplantae; Streptophyta; Magnoliopsida; Malvales; Malvaceae.
AUGGCAAUAUUCGAAACAGUUAAAAUACAUGAGAUCACUCGAGUCAUCCCUUCCUCUGACUCGCCACAGUCAAUCAAUGAAUUCAGUCUUCCACUCACCAAGUUCCCUCCUGCUCUAGCCCUAUACUGGUACCAACUCACAAACUCCAAUUCCACACCUUCCUAUUUCAACUCACAAAUCCUCCCUACACUGAAGCAAUCUCUUUCUCUUGCACUUGCCUACUACCUUCCUUUAGCUGGUUACCUCAAGCGGCCUUUAGGGUCUUCCAAGCCCAUCGUAUCAUACACUCCAAAUGAUGGCGUUACUCUCACGGUUGCCGAGUCCAAUGUAGCCAACUUCGACACCCUGAUUAGCAACGAGAUGCAUCAAGCAACGGACUUGCAUCCUUUGGUACCUCACUUGAUUUUGUCUGAUGAUAAAGCGGAAAUACUAGCUUUGCAAAUAACACUAUUCCCUCAUCAAGGGUUCUGCAUCGGCACAUCAGCACGCCAUUCAGUGGUUGACGGUAACACCCGCAAGAGCAUUAUCAAAGAUCCAACCGGACUGGACAUGCUUUUCUUGAACAAAUGGCUAGCUAUUUUCGAUGAGGCUCAAGAACCUAACACGAGGAGCCUGAAAAUCCCACACCAGUUUCCACCAGUUUCCCAGGAGAUGGUUCGAGCCAGGUUUGAGUUUAGCAGCAAAGAUGUCCAACAACUUAGAGAGAAGGCUUUAUCUAAGUUAGUGAUCACCAAUGAAAAAAAAUAUCACCCCUCAACUUUUGUGCUUACACUUGCUUAUACAGCCACCUGUCUGGUUAAACCAAAGGAGAAAGUGAUAGGGUUGUAUUUCGGAAUGGACUGCAGGAGCCGUCUAGACCCUCCCGUGCCAUUAACAUACUUCGGUAACUGCGUUAUGAACUAUUCAAGCUCUGCAGAAGCAAGAAAUUUCAUGGGAGGAAAUGGUUUUGGCUUCGCUGUAGAGAUGGUGAGCGACACGAUCCAAAAGAUAAAAAAAGGGGUUGUCGAAGGUGCUGAAAAGGAUGUUUCGAAUUUUUAUACUCUAAAACCAGGUACGCAGUUAAUUAUCGUUGCUGGUUAA